GCAACGUCGAAAUGUGUCACUUCCGGCGACGCAGAGACGUCAGAUGUUUUGGGUCGUUGCGUUGGUAGCUUAGCAGCUAAAACACCUCGAAAGCUACGUUUGAAAAACGCCAACGGUAAUUUAUAUAUCUGUGGCUGCGAUGGGAGUGGACCAGACGGAACCGGGGCUGCCGGCCGACCCGGUGGGCAGGCGGGUGUCCUGCGACGGGGAGCGGGCCACGGUGCGGUAUGUGGGCCCGGUACCACCGACACCAGGGCUGUGGCUCGGCGUUGAGUGGGAUAACCCCGAGAGAGGUAAACACGACGGCAGCCACGAGGGAGUCCAGUAUUUCACAUGCAGAAACCCUAAAGGCGGCUCCUUCGUCCGUCCAGCGAAGGCGAGCUUCGGAGUGGACUUCCUGACCGCCCUGCAACAGGUGUACCAGAUCAAAGAGGAGGUGCUGAGUGAGGAGAUCGCCAUCUCCUCCAAGAAGCUCAAGUGGGCGUUCAAGGACUGCUGCAGUUUUGAGAGCCGUACGUCGGUGCUGUUUGAUUUCUGCGAGGUGAACGGGCCCGGGGCGGAGGGAGAAGUCAGAAAAACAACACCACACGUGGAGUGGCUGGGCCUGAGUGGGACUCUGCUGUCCUGCUGGGAGGACGUGGCUGCCAUCGCACAGCAGCUGGACCAACUGGACUCACUUCAGCUCAGUGACAACAGACUGCGUUUGCCCUCCGACCCCUCGGCUCACUGCCAGGCUUUCUGCAACCUCAAAGUCCUGGCCCUCAACAGAUGUGACCUCACCUGGCCACAGAUCCUGGAGUGCGCCCCCAUGUGGCCACAGCUGGAGGAUCUGUGUGUAGAAGAAAACAACAUCACAGAGCUGCAGAGGCCUGACGGAGUGCUGCAGUCGCUGAAGAGUCUCAAUGUGUCCUGUAAUCCUUUAGAGCAACGCAGCGUGCUCAGCAUAGCGGCUCUGCCCAGGCUGGAGCAGCUGAAGUUGAUUAAGAUCGGCCUGUCUGACAUUAGAUUUGAUGACGCUGCUCCUGGAUCUCAAACAGCCUUGUUCCCAGCACUGAAGAAUCUCAACCUGGAUGACAACAACAUCUCUGAGUGGCGUGUGGUGGACGAGCUGGCCAAGCUUCCCAGUCUGGUUCAGUUUUCGUGUAGCGGUAACCCGCUGGUGAGCAGUGACGGAAACCCCAAAACAGCCACUCAGAUUCUGAUCGCCAAACUGGGACAACUGGUCCUCCUCAACAGAAAUAUUCUGCGCCCUGAGGACAGGAGGGGGGCAGAGCUCGACUACAUCAAGAUGUUCGGCGAGGAGUGGCUGGAGGCCGGCGGGGCGAGUCAGCUCAGCACCCAGUUCACCAGUCAGCACCCUCGUUACCAGAGUCUCAUCAACAAGUACGGAGCUCCAGAGGAAGGCGAGUUCAAGAAGCAGGAACCCUUCGCCCUGAAAAACCAGCUGUUAAAGAUUAACUUUGUGUUUCCGGACGACGCCGACCGGAAGCCGAUUGAGAAGAAACUUCCAGCGUCCAUGGUUGUUCAGAAGGUGAAGGGACUCCUGUACAGACUGCUGAAGGUUCCUGCUGCCGAUCUGAAGCUCACCUACACCUGCAACAAGAAGGUGGGGACAGAGUUUGAGAUCGACGGCGACCUGAAGACUCUCCAGUUUUACUCCAUAGAGGACGGAGACCAGGUGUUGGUGCGCUGGUCCUGACCCGGGACCAGGCGGUGAAGAUCCGGCCGCUCGGUCCACGGCAGAGACAGAACAGAGACAGAACAGAGACUGAACAGAGACUGAACUGAACUUGUGUGUUCGGCCGAGACACAGACUCACACUGGAUUGUGCGUCUCAGAAACUAAACUGCACCACGUUCCUUCAGGACUUCCCUCAGAGUCCUCCCAGAGUCCCUGAGUGAAAUCCACUCGUGCACUAAGUCAUUCAAGCAUUUUUGUUGCAACUCAGUCUCACUCCCAGCAGUUUAAAAACUGACAAUUGGUCACGCUUUCAGAACCAUUUUAUUUGUCAUUGUAAAACAUUGUCACAACGAAAUUAAAGUGCUGCUCCU
Sander lucioperca (pikeperch) is the source of this 2051-nucleotide messenger RNA. RefSeq names its product tubulin folding cofactor E (gene tbce). Lineage: Eukaryota; Metazoa; Chordata; Actinopteri; Perciformes; Percidae. Gene Ontology annotation, molecular function: alpha-tubulin binding. The transcript has 17 exons. Gene Ontology annotation, biological process: protein folding. The coding region runs from base 140 to 1699 and encodes 519 amino acids. The record is from RefSeq and is a predicted model, not a curated record.